AGAUAUUGUGAACUUAUCAAAGAAGACCCUGAAGAUUUCAUGAAGUCCAUCACAGCUGGCGAUGUUUCUAGUUUUUUCAUGUGGAAGUUGAAACAAAAGCAAGGAACAGCUGGAAGAAGGCUUCGUGGAAUCAAAACAGCAUCUUCACUUGAUACGUACCGAAAGAUGUUUCUCGGAGUAUACAGAAGGUUGGUAGGGGAAGACAUGGAUAGCCACCUACAGAGAUCCACUCUUCAUGUUAGUUACAGUCUCCAAUUUGGCCUAAGUCGUGAACCGAGAGAGAAACCUUGUAUGGACGCAAAAGACGUACUUGAGAUCAUACAAACAACGCUCACGACCGUGGAGAAGAAGUUCCAGGUGGGGAGAAACCGCAUCCAAACAUGCUUCUUCAUGCAAGGGGGUUUCAUCACUGCAAAUCGUCCAAAAGCUCUCCUUGGGUUGCGCUAUGGAGAUGUUAAAAUCACCGUCCUUCGAAAUCCAAGCGGCGGCCCACAUAACAUCUUAAUAGAAUUAACGUACACAUUUACUAAGAAAUACUUAGGGGCCAAACCAUCGAACACUUUUAUAAUUCCUGAAAUCACUUUCGAUCCCUCUCUUUGCAUGAGCCCCCAUGUCUUCUUGCUAGGCCUCAUGUUUGCCAACGAUGUCUUUCUGAAUUCUAACUUGACCCCAGAGGGGUUAUUCAAACUCGACAUUCGACCUGGGUGUAACGAACUCGUUGUGCCUAUCAAAAAGGAAGCGAGUGCACUCUGGGUUUUCCGUCAACACCAAAAGACAGCAACAAAACGUGUAAUAAGCGACGAGCCAUUACCAUACUCUACUAUCAAAACAUAUAUGAAAGACGUCGGUGAAAUCGCAGGAUUUAAAGACGUGACGAGGCCAUACAAUCUCCGAUACGGGAUAGGGAAUGCCUUCGAUAAGGAUAGAGAUAUUAGCGUUAAUAGGAGAAACAUUAUCAUGAAUCACUCGACGGAUAAAGUUUUCCAGGAUCAUUAUGCCUCGAGACACAUUCCGGUAGAUGCACAAGCUAUUGAAAAACUCAUACAGGCGGCAUGCAGCAUGAGCCGAUCGGUCGAUCCAAAUCGACCACGAUCUCUUACAAAAGAGCAAUCCCGGACUAUUAAUCAAAAUCCGCGAAUCCUUAAACUCUAA
Bipolaris maydis ATCC 48331 is the source of this 1152-nucleotide messenger RNA. The record is from RefSeq and is a predicted model, not a curated record. NCBI's taxonomy places the organism in Eukaryota, Fungi, Ascomycota, Dothideomycetes, Pleosporales, Pleosporaceae.